UGCACUGCAAACGCGACGGGACGCUAAGAGGGGCUCGACGCGACACGCGUAUCACAAGCUCCCAAUUACUUCUCGAAGCAUUUAAGCAAGAUACUAACGACACAAAUCUCGAAGGUUCCCUCCGCUGGGGUUACUUUCUACUGGUCUCUUAACCAUGCCGGUGCAACAGCGACUGCGGCGACAGGCCGCACAGAACGUUGAUGACGACGACAUGGGGCAACCACAUCCGCAAAGCCCUGGCGAAGUCGAUUCGGACGGCGACGAGCAGAUGGCUGAGGUCGGACCAAGAGACGAAACAACCCAGCUUAUCAAGAAUCUUGUGCGCUAUGCCCUCAGUUGCGAGUAUUCGCGAGCACCCAUCAGGAGAGACGGCAUCAAGGAAAAGGUGCUGGGUUCCAAUGGACGGGAAUUCAAACGGGUGUUUGCCGGCGCGCAAAAGCAAUUGCGCGCGACGUUUGGAAUGGAGAUGGUCGAAUUGCCUACCAAAGACAGGAAUCUCAUGACGGCAGAGCAAAAACGAAAAGCCGCCAAAUCCCAGACCCAAAAAGAACCGACCUCGAAUACAUACGUGCUCGUCUCAGUCCUCCCCGAGGCUUACACCACACCAGCCAUCAUCACCCCAUCCAAAGUUCAGUCCGCCGAAGGUGAAGCAGCCUACGUAGCGCUCUACACCAUGAUUAUCGCCAUCAUCACGCUCAGCGGCGGGGAACUCAGCGAACCGCGGCUACGCAGACACUUGACACGACUCAAUGUCUCCGAAAACAUGCCAAGUCUGAACCCCAACGACGAGACGUCGCCGAGCGAGAAGACAGAAAUGGUUCUCCAACGGAUGGUCAGGCAAGGAUACUUGGUAAAGUUGACGGACUCGAGGUCCGGGGGCGAUGAAGACCAGACCACAUGGCACGUUGGCCCGCGCGGGAAGGUGGAGGUGGACAAGGAGGUGAUCGCGGCGUUUGUGCGGACCAUAUACGGCGGGUCCGAUGACGAGUUGGAGAACAGAUUGCAGGUCAGCCUCAAGAUCAGAGACCGAAAACCCGGCGUUCCCGACAUGGUCGAGGAGGUGGCGGAGGAGGAGGCCGCGCCCAAUGGCGAUCCGGGACCGAGUAACCGGCGUAGGGGAAGGAGGAGGCAGACGGAGGCCUAUGAUGAAGAGAGCGACUGAC
This is a messenger RNA of Parathielavia appendiculata, 1163 nucleotides long. Its product is annotated as MAGE-domain-containing protein. The transcript is spliced from 4 exons. NCBI's taxonomy places the organism in Eukaryota, Fungi, Ascomycota, Sordariomycetes, Sordariales, Chaetomiaceae. Gene Ontology annotation, cellular component: nucleus. Gene Ontology annotation, biological process: DNA repair. Bases 155 to 1162 code for a protein of 335 amino acids. The record is from RefSeq and is a predicted model, not a curated record.